AUGGACGACCAGACGUUGUCGGACUACCUUGAUUGGAAGGUCAUUUUCCACUUUGCCGACUUUCUGGGAGAAGAUUUCCAACGUUUGAUGGAGGAAUUCACGAAGCAAGUCUACGGCGUGACAGGAAUAGAUCGAAUUGAAGACUGCGUCAGUCUAACUAUGAACACUUUCUACGAUAUUGCUGGACGACGAUAUCUUGAAAGAUACUUCAACUUCGACAGCGUAUUUCUCGUAAAGGAAUUGGUAGAAGAUGUACGAGCGGCAUUUCUGGAGAUGUUGAGCAAGAACGAGUGGAUGGAUGCGAACACAAAGAAAAGAGCUCGACGAAAAGCUAACGCUAUUCGAGAUUUUAUCGGCUAUGACAACAGCAUUUUCAACGACACAAUGCGGAAGGUGCGAUACGCACAUUUAUCCUAUUCAUCAUUAAACUCGUACUACGACAUCUCAAUGGCUAUUCAUCAGUGGAUGCAGGAGACCGCAUUUCUGAAAUUGGACAUGAUCAACUCUCGGGGUACAUUCGACACGUCGGUGAUGGAAGUAAAUGCGUUCUAUGACGGCAAUAAAAAUCAAAUCGCUAUAUCAGCCGGCAUUAUGCAAUCUCCAUUUUUCAACGCUUCUCUGCCUAGGCUACUAAACUACGGUGCCAUAGGAGUCGUCGCUGGACAUGAGGUCACCCACGCCUUCGAUGACAGUGGUGCUUCUUACGACGAACUUGGCAAUAAAAACGAUUGGUGGGAUGAGGCCACAUAUAAGAACUUUGAGCACAAAAAACAAUGCUUCGAUCAUCAGUAUGGCAGUAUAUCUGUCAACGAUCUGAAUGUUCAGAUUGAUGGAAGGCGAACCGAAGGGGAGAACAUCGCCGACAAUGGAGGAAUGCGAGCAGCGAUUCGGGCUGCUUUACGUCUCUCCGAACGCACAUCAGAACGCUUCACCAUUGCUGGACUGGAAGAUUAUACUCAGAUGCACUACUUCUUCAUGAAUUACGCCUUCAUAUGGUGUGGAAGUGCUCGCCGAGCAACCCUUCUGAAUAAGUUGGCCAACGACGUUCAUGCACCGGACAUGUAUCGUGUGAAUGUCGUCCUGUCAAAUCAACCAGAAUUUGCCAGAACGUUCGAAUGCAAACGAGGAUCGCCAAUGUUUCCUGAACACACCUGUACCUUGUGGUGA
Messenger RNA from Ostertagia ostertagi, 1167 nucleotides. The record is from the annotation of a GenBank genome assembly. Lineage: Eukaryota; Metazoa; Nematoda; Chromadorea; Rhabditida; Trichostrongylidae.